AUGGUGCAGACCACCUUCCUGGGCGGUAUGGCCAACUCCAAAUCAUCCAUCGCGUCUGGGCCCGGGUCUUCGCACAGCCCAGGCAUCGCCGCCGCGCACAAGAAGGCUCUGAAGGACAAGAAGUUCAACUCGAAGGACUUGGAGCAUUUCUCCCACUUCCGAUGGCGACUCUACAGCUUGGUGAUUUCAAGUUCGUGGGAGAUGCUGGUGAGUUUGACGAUUUGUCUCAACUUCGUCAUCAUCAUCUUUGAAGCCAACGCGGGCGUUGCCUGUGGCGAUGAUGUGAUCGGUUGCAUGCCCCAGUGGCUGAGCAUCUGCAACUAUGUCUUUGUUGGCUUCUACACGUUCGAGAGCUGUAUCAUGCUCUUCGUGUACCGACGACGUAUGUGUCGCGACUGGUGGAUGGUUUUCGACAUCGUGAUCGUGAUCAUAGCCUGGGUAGAUGUGAUCGUCAGCACACUGGUGACCACAGCUGGGCUGCAGGAAGUUCAGCUCCUGCGGCUUUUUCGCAUAGCGCGGCUGGCGCGGGCGGCAAGGAUCGUCCACAUGUCGCCGGAGCUCCAUGCCAUGGUCACAGGCAUCAUCAGCGCGCUGACGACGGUGUUCUGGGGGCUGAUCAUGGUGAUGCUGCUCCUGGCUGUUUGGGCCGUGCUGGCAGUGGAGCUGUUGCAUGGGACUGCGCACAAAGUGCACUCCAACAACGACCUGUGUUUGUCGGCCUUCGACUCGGUCUUCAGCAUAAUGCUCAUGUUCUUUCAGACCCUUAUGGCCGGUGACAGCUGGGGAGAUUGCGCGGUGCCGAUGAUUCAGGAGAUGCCAUGGUCCAUCGUCAUCUUCGGUGGUUCCUUGCUGACAGUCCAGCUUGGUUUUGCAAAUCUCGUGCUCGCCGUGAUCGUGGAGCGCGCGCGGCAGGCGCACGAGGAGGAGCAGCGGCAGAACCUGAAUGAGCAGGUGAAGAAGCGGCGUGAUGCAGAGAAGAGACUUCUGGAGAUGUGUAAGGCCAUUGAUGUGGAUCAGGAUGGAAUUCUAACGCUCGAGGAGCUCAUGGACGCCUAUGAAAGCAACGAGGAUUUCCGGAAGACGCUGACGCUCUUAGAGAUCGACGAGACGGACCUCAUUUGCCUAUUCGAUUUGAUGGAUGCAGAUAGGUCCGGCGAUCUUACCUACGAGGAGAUGAUCAGCUGCAUUCACAAGUCGGAGACUAACGACUUGAAGCGUCAGAUGAUGAUGGUCAAGCUCCAGGUGCAGGAUAUUUGGCUAAGAAUUCGUGACACUUUCCUCACUGCUCAAGAGAACAUCAUCACGGAAUUCAAGGGCGAGUCGUCGAAGCCUUCGCUCUUCGACGCCCGAACAUACCUCAUCAGAAAGCUGACGGGCGAAAACGCGACGAGUUUGAUGCGCCGGACGCGCACCAUGCAGUCACGCCUCAGCGAGGCCCACGAACGGGCACAGUCGAUGCGCGCAGCGUCUAUGGCCUCCCUUGCCGCCACCACGCAGCAAAUGCAGAUCGCGGAGAGUCAGACCGAAGCUGGCACAGAGUUGUCUGCCCCAGUUUUCGCGAUCAGGCAGCUCCGACACCACAUCAAUGCCGAGCUCCAAAGGACACAGAAUUGGAUCGACUUUGAAGUGCAGAGGUUCAUCACCAAGCAGUGGCCGAGCCCUGAGCCGGACAAGGAAGUUGCAGCCAAGGACGGUGCAGCGAAAGAAGCGAACGCCAAAGAUGGGAUAGGGCGCGUUGGACACACUGCAGCUCCCGGACCUCUAAGAAUGGAUGGGACAAGUUCGACGAAGGCGUCACCGCGGGGGUCACCGCGGGUGUCGCCUCGGGUGUCGCCGCAGGUGUCGCCGCAGGUGUCGCCGCGUGUGUCGCCGCGAACUGGCGCACGUCCCACAACUCCAACACGGAAGGAGGUGACCAUCAACCCACCCAGAGAUGCCCAGAACUGGCAAAAUGCGCAAAACCAGUGGGGCGUCCAUGACGGAGAGGACGCGUCGAUUUCGACAAACCCUCGAACACCCAGUCGUGUGUCAAGUCGUCGAUGA
Molecule: messenger RNA, 2043 nt
Organism: Symbiodinium natans
Lineage: Eukaryota; Dinophyceae; Suessiales; Symbiodiniaceae
Source: the annotation of a GenBank genome assembly